Molecule: messenger RNA, 2829 nt
Organism: Sapajus apella (tufted capuchin)
Lineage: Eukaryota; Metazoa; Chordata; Mammalia; Primates; Cebidae
Gene: VWA2
Product: von Willebrand factor A domain containing 2
Exons: 14
Coding region: 293-2638 (781 amino acids)
Molecular function (GO): calcium ion binding
Source: RefSeq, a predicted model, not a curated record
UGGCUCUGGCACCCGGGUCCCCGCCAGCCGGCCCGGCAGGGGCUGCCGCUGCCUGAUUCGCGCUGUCAGGACAGAGGCCCGCUCUGCCGGGCCGCCCCUGUCCCGAGCGCCAGGGCUGCGCGGCCCCGCGGAGGGUGCGGGCUUUGUUCGCUUGUCUGCGCGCACCUGAGCGCGGCCUUCCCGGGACGACGGCACUGGGGAAAGAGCGCACCUGGCGUGCGCCUCCCUCCUGGCCUCUCGCGGUCCGCCCCGGGCGAGUCUGGAGAGGGGCGCGGUCCGCAGUUACAUCAACAUGCCCCCUUUCCUGUUGCUGGAAACCGUCUGUAUUUUCCUGUUUUUCAGAGUGCCCCCAUCUCUAUCUCUCCAGGAAGUCCAUGUAAGCAGAGAAACCAUUGGGAAGAUUUCAGCUGCCAGCAAAAUGAUGUGGUGCUCAGCUGCAGUGGACAUCCUGUUUCUGCUAGAUGGGUCUCACAGCAUCGGGAAAGGGAGCUUUGAAAGGUCCAAGCACUUUGCCAUCACAGUCUGUGACGCUCUGGACAUCAGCCCCGAGAGGGUCAGAGUGGGAGCAUUCCAGUUCAGUUCCACUCCUCAUCUGGAAUUCCCCUUGGAUUCAUUUUCAACCCAACAGGAAGUGAAGGCAAAAAUCAAGAGGAUGGUUUUCAAAGGAGGGCGCACGGAGACAGGACUUGCUCUGAAAAACCUUCUGCACAGAGGGUUCCCUGGAGGCAGAAAUGCCUCUGUGCCCCAGAUCCUCAUCAUCAUCACUGACGGGAAGUCCCAGGGGCACGUGGCACUGCCGGCCAAGCAGCUGAAGGAAAAGGGUGUCACUGUGUUUGCUGUAGGGGUCAGGUUUCCCAGGUGGGAGGAGCUUCACACACUGGCCAGUGAGCCGAGAGAGCAGCACGUGCUGUUGGCUGAACAGGUGGAGGACGCCAGCAAUGGCCUCUUCAGCACCCUCAGUAGCUCUGCUAUCUGCACCAGUGCCACGCCAGACUGCAGGGUCGAGGCUCACCCCUGUGAGCGCAGGACAUUGGAGAUGGUCCGGGAGUUCGCUGGCAACGCCCCGUGCUGGAGAGGAUCACGGCAGACCCAGGCAGUGCUGGCUGCACUCUGUCCCUUCUACAGCUGGAAGAGAGUGUUCCGAACCCAGCCCACCACCUGCUACAGGACCGCCUGCCCAGGUCCUUGUGACUCACAGCCCUGCCAGAAUGGAGGCACGUGUGUUCCCGAAGGACUGGACGGGUACCAGUGCCUCUGCCCACUGGCCUUCAGAGGGGAGGCUAACUGUGCCCUGAAGCUGAGCCUGGAAUGCAGGAUCGACCUCCUCUUCCUGCUGGACAGCUCUGCAGGCGCCACACUGGAUGGCUUCCUGCGGACCAAAGCGUUUGUGAAGCAGUUUGUGCAGGCCGUGCUGAGCGAGGACUCUCGGGCCCGAGUGGGUGUGGCCACGUACAGCAGGGAGCUGCUGGUGGCAGUGCCCGUGGGAGAGUACCAGGAUGUGCCUGACCUGGUCAGGAGCCUCGAUGGCAUCCCCUUCCGUGGUGGCCCCACACUGACGGGCAGUGCCUUGCGGCAGGCAGCAGAGCGUGGCUUCGGGAGCGUCACCAGGACAGGCCAGGAUCGGCCACGUAGAGUGGUGGUUCUGCUCACUGAGUCACGUGCCGAGGAUGAGGUGUCCGGCCCAGCUCGUCACGUAAGGGCACGAGGGCUGCUCCUGCUGGGCGUAGGCAGUGCGGCCAGGCGGGCAGAGCUAGAGGAGAUCACGGGCAGCCCGAAACACGUGAUGGUCUACUCAGACCCUCAGGACCUGCUCAACCAAAUCCCUGAGCUGCAGGGGAAGCUGUGCAGCCAGCCGCGGCCAGGCUGCAAGACACAAGCUCUGGACCUCGUCUUCAUGUUGGACACCUCCACCUCAGUAGGGCCUGAGAACUUUGCUCAGAUGCAGAGCUUUGUGAGAAGCUGUGCUCUCAAGUUUGAGGUGAACCCUGAUGUGACACAGGUCGGCCUGGUGGUGUAUGGCAGCCAGGUGCAGACUGCCUUCGGGCUGGACACCAAACCCACCCGGGCUGCGGUGCUACGGGCCAUUAGCCAGGCCCCCUACCUGGGUGGGGUGGGCUCGGCCGGCACUGCCUUGCUGCACAUCUAUGACAAGGUGAUGACUGUCCAGAGGGGCGCCCGGCCUGGUGUCCCCAAAGCUGUGGUGGUGCUCACAGGUGGGAGAGGCGCAGAGGAUGCAGCUGUCCCUGCCCAGAAACUGAGGAACAAUGGCAUCUCUGUCUUGGUCGUGGGCGUGGGGCCUGUUCUAAGCGAGGGUCUGCGGAGGCUUGCUGGUCCCUGGGACUCCCUGAUCCACGUGGCAGCUUAUACCGACCUGCAGUACCAUCAGGACGUGCUCAUUGAGUGGCUGUGUGGAGAAGCCAAGCGGCCAAUCAACCUCUGCAAACCCAACCCGUGCAUGAACGAGGGCAGCUGCGUCCUGCAGAAUGGAAGCUACCGCUGCGAGUGCCAGGAUGGCUGGGAGGGCCCCCACUGCGAGAACCGGUUCUUGAGAGGAGAUGCCCCAGAGGCACGUGGCUCCCGCGCAGGAGGGCAGCAGCUGUACCCCUCCCAGCAACUGCAGAGAAGGCCUGGGCACUGAAAUGGUGCCUGCCCUCUAGAAGGUCUGUUCCCUUGGGGUCCUUCCUGCUGUGUCCAGAAGCGCUAUCUCACCAAGGUAGGAGGAUGUCCUGACUGCAGCCAUGCUGCUUAGGGACAAGAAAGCAGCUGAUGUCACUGGCUAAGGACGUUGUUGAAACCUUUUGAUGUGUAAGUAAAGACCGACUUUCUGUA